Messenger RNA from Talpa occidentalis (Iberian mole), 6572 nucleotides. RefSeq names its product ankyrin repeat and sterile alpha motif domain containing 6 (gene ANKS6). The transcript has 15 exons. The record is from RefSeq and is a predicted model, not a curated record. Bases 1 to 2607 code for a protein of 868 amino acids. Gene Ontology annotation, cellular component: cytoplasm. Gene Ontology annotation, biological process: innate immune response. Gene Ontology annotation, molecular function: protein binding. NCBI's taxonomy places the organism in Eukaryota, Metazoa, Chordata, Mammalia, Eulipotyphla, Talpidae.
AUGGGCGAGGGCGGGCUGCCCCCGGCCUUCCAGCUGCUGCUGCUCGCCUGCGACCAGGGCGACACGGACACGGCGCGGCGGCUGCUGGAGCCGGCGGCGGCGGAGCCCGCAGAGCGCGGCGCGGAGCCGGAGGCGGGCGCGGAGUCGGCGGGGGCCGAGGCGGCCGGGCCCGGGGCGGCGGCUGCGGCCGGAGCGCCGGUGCCCGUAGACUGCUCGGACGAGGCCGGCAACACGGCGCUGCAGUUCGCCGCGGCCGGGGGCCACGAGCCCCUGGUGCGUUUCCUGCUGCGCCGCGGCGCCUCGGUCAACAGCCGCAACCACUACGGCUGGAGCGCGCUCAUGCAGGCGGCCAGAUUUGGGCACGUGAGCGUGGCACACCUCCUUUUGGACCACGGGGCUGAUGUCAAUGCCCAGAACCGGCUAGGGGCCAGUGUGCUCACCGUAGCCUCCCGAGGUGGCCACCUGGGCGUGGUGAAGUUGCUCUUGGAAGCCGGUGCCUUUGUGGACCCUCAAAACCCCUCUGGCGAGCAGCUGGAGCCAGGGGACAGCAGGGAUGAGCUGCUGGACAUCUCAGCCCUGAUGGCCGCCAUCCAGCAUGGGCAUGAGGCUGUGGUGCGUCUUCUGAUGGAGUGGGGCGCCGACCCCAACCACACAGCCCGGACUGUGGGCUGGAGCCCACUAAUGCUGGCAGCGCUCAUAGGAAGACUUGGGGUGGCUCAGCAGCUGGUCGAGAAGGGGGCCAACCCUGACCACCUCAGCGUGCUGGAGAAGACUGCCUUUGAGGUCGCACUUGACCGCAAGCACAGGGACCUUGCACACUACCUGGACCCACUGACCACCGUCAGGCCCAAGACAGAUGAGGAGAAAAGGCGACCUGAUAUUUUCCAUGCAUUGAAAAUGGGAAACUUCCAGCUAGUCAAAGAAAUUGCUGAUGAAGAUCCCAACCAUGUGAACCUGGUCAACGGGGAUGGAGCCACUCCACUGAUGCUAGCAGCAGUCAUGGGGCAGCUGCCCCUUGUGCAGCUACUAGUGGAGAGGCAUGCUGAUAUUGACAAGCAGGACAGCGUGCACGGCUGGACGGCCCUCAUGCAGGCCACCUACCAUGGGAAUAAAGAAAUUGUCACAUAUCUGCUAAACCAAGGGGCUGAUGUCACUCUUCGUGCAAAAAACGGGUACACGGCCUUUGACCUAGUGAUGCUGCUGAGUGAUCCCGACACGGAACUUGUUCGACUGCUGGCAUCUGUCUGCAUGCAGGUGAAUAAGGACAAAGGCCGGCCCAGCCACCCACCGCCCCCACCCCAUUCGAAGGUCCGACAGCCCUGGAGUGUCCCAGUUCUGCCCAGCGACAAAGGCGGGCUUAAGUCUUGGUGGAACCGAAUGUCCAAUCGGUUCCGGAAGCUCAAGCUGAUGCAGACACUGCCCCGUGGGCUGUCCGGCAACCAGCCAAUGCCUUUCUGUAACGAGCCCGAGCCAGCGCUGGACUCCACCAUGAGGGCACCCCCCCUGGACAAGACUGGUCGCUCUGGGCUCCCUGAUGUGCCUCCCACAACCAAAGACAAUGGUCCUGGGAGCACCAGAGGAGAAAAGGAAGAUGUGUUACUGACAACCAUGCUUCGAAAUGGAGCCCCCUUCACCAGACUCCCGAGUGACAAGCUGAAGGCAGUGAUCCCCCCUUUCUUACCCCCUUCCAGUUUUGAGCUGUGGAGCUCUGAUGGGUCCCGGACUUGUCACAGUGGGAAGGCAGACCCCAUGAAGACUAUGCUGCCCCAGAGAGCCAGCAGGGGCCACCCCGCGGGCUGCGGGGGCACGGACACAACUCCUGUCAGGCCGGUAAAAUUUCCAUCUCUCUCCAGAAGCCCAGCCUCUCCAGCCAACUCUGGAAACUUCAACCACUCCCCUCAUUCCUCGGGAGGCUCCAGUGGGGUAGGGGGCAGGCAUGUCGGGGAGCUGCAUAACCGCUCAGGUGGCAGCAUAGACAGUGUCCUGUCCCAAAUCGCCGCCCAGAGAAAAAAGGCAGCUGGAUUAUCUGAGCAGAAGCCCAGCCAUCAGUCAAGUCCUGUUGGACCAGCACCAGGGUCCAGCCCAUCUGAGCUCCCGGUCUCCCCUGCGGGCAGCGGAGGUCCCAGCAGCAAGAAAAUAGAGACAAGCAAGAGACCUCCCUCUGGAACGUCUACUACCUCCAAAAGCACCUCCCCCACCCUCACACCCUCCCCUUCACCCAAAGGGCACGCGGCUGAGUCCUCUGUGUCCUCCUCCUCAUCCCACCGACAGUCCAAGAGCAGCGGGGGCUCCAGCAGUGGCACCAUCACGGAUGAAGAUGAACUGACUGGUAUCCUUAAGAAAUUAUCGCUCGAGAAAUAUCAGCCCAUUUUUGAGGAGCAAGAGGUGGAUAUGGAAGCAUUCCUCACGCUCACUGACGGCGACUUGAAGGAGCUGGGUAUUAAGACAGAUGGAUCCAGGCAGCAGAUUUUGGCAGCAAUUUCUGAACUGAACGCAGGCAAGGGACGAGAGAGACAAAUUUUACAGGAAACCAUUCACAACUUCCACUCUUCCUUUGAGAGCAGUGCCAGCAACACCAGGGCUCCUGGAAACAAUCCCUGUACGUGAUCCUCCUUCCUGUGGUCUCCAGUAUGAGCUUUCUGGAUCCCAGUACCUUCUUCACAUAACCAGUGCUCCAGCCACCAUUAGCUCUUCAUGUUCCCUAGGCUUUUGUCCUUAGUCAUGUUGUUCCCUCUGCCUGAAACACAUGUCUUCCCUUCCCAGCCAUGUAGACUUAUUUUCACAUCGAUCUAGUAUGGCUGCUUCUGCUCCACAGGUGGUUUCAGCAGUGGUUCAGGAACACAGCUUCUUCCAUCUUGUGGCUCUGCCAUUACGGGAGGCCUUAAGAGUUUAUUUCUGACUGGCAGAGGGGAAAAGGAAUGGUGUUCAAGGCAAGUCACCUCUUAACUGCCUUGCUCCUAAAUACUCAAAUUCCUUUGGCUACUGGUAGUCACGUGGCCCUACCUGGAAGCAAAGAAGGCUGGGAAAUGUAGUCUCUGUUCAGGAAGUGGCUUUGUAGCCCCAAUGCUAAACUUAGAGGGUAAUGUGUACCUAUGGAAGGAAAGUUAGCCCCCUCCCUGCCACAUCUUCCCUUGAAACAUCUAACUUGUCACCUAGCACAUGAAGCUCGUCUUGAGUCCCUUACACAGAGCUAACCCCAUUCCAGCCACUCUUACUCCUUGUAUGUCUGCUCUAGCACCUGGCUGCACCCACGGCAUUCAACAGGCAGGGUGUGUAUGGGAAUAUGUUUUCCUAUAUUUCAAAGGCAGCCUUUCACAUAGGAAGAGAGAGAAAAGCCCACUGUGUGUUCUUGCAGGGGGCACUCCUCCUUUCUGGUUUAAUUUCCUCAUCUGAAUGAUUGGGGAUCAAGCAAGAUAAUGCUCUGAUACUCUGUGUUGCUCCCCACAUACCCCUGUAGGUCCGGACAUGGGAGCAGAGGAACCUAAUAUAUUACCUUAUUAGUAUGUUUGUGGAAGGACUUCAGUGCUUCAAUUUUCUAGGCAAAGAAGCAGAGAAUUGAGGAUUUUAUCUAAAGUCUAUUAAUGCUGUGUUCCUCAGAAGGAAAUCAACCCAUGUAGUUUUCCACCCAGUCCUUUAAAAUCCAGUUUUCUGAAACAUUUUCAAGCAAAUUAAUUUCGUUCAUCUAGCACUUGAUGCAUUUCUGUCUUGUCCUAUGGAAUUGGGGUGCUGCAGAGUUGAACUAGCUCCACUUUGAGGAACUCGACGGCAAGAGAAGAUGGGAGUGGACAGUCCAACCUCAGGAGGCAUCAUAGUGGAGUGGGAAGCACACGUUGUGUUCUGGAUUCAGGCUCAGUGUUCAGGUCCAGCCCCAGGGCUGGGCAGCUGUGUGACCAGCUGUGUGGCCAGGGACAGGUUACUUAGCCUCUUAAUCGGAGCUUAGAGUCAGGGUCCUUCCUUGGCCCGUGGGACACAGCAGUAGACAUCAGCCUGAUUCAUAGAAGCCUUAUCUUGACCUUGAGCUCUGCCACCAUAUGCUUGUCUCCUUGAAGUGUGGGAGGGGUAGUCACUCAUCUGUUCCUCUCCUGGCCACAAAUGCCCGGGCCCUCUCCUCUGCCCAUGAAUGCCCACUCCCCGUCUCCUGGUGGUAAAUUCCCAUUCCCCUUCUGGCUCAGAGGCAGUUGUCACGCCAUUGCUGGGAGUCUCAUUGUGUUUCCCUUCCCCUGGUGACACAUUGGGGCCCAUUUCUACAUCCUCUCAUCUUCCUAACCAUAGCAGCCAACUUUGCACAUGACUGGAGAGUCUGUUUCCUGACAUGCAGGUUGAGAUUAAACUGUUGCAGGCUGAAGGUGACAGUGAGGAUGAAUACCACUGAGGUCAAGCUGCUGCACACAGUAGGUGUUCAAUGCCCAUGUCUCCCUUAUAAAGAUGUAUGUCCAUGCCAACUAAAGUGAAACCUUGCCUGGGAGCCACCUAAAGCUGAGACACCAACCUCAGAUAAUGACUUCACCAAAGCUCAGGGAUGACAGAAGUGACAUAGACACGGCCUUACCAGCAGUGAGAUAGAGCAGAAAGCCCAGUUCAUUUAUCUCCAGCUUCCUUCAUCAGGUGGACACCCCCUCACACUCCUGUCUCAAAGCACUGCCUAGUGGGGUGAACCAUCCCCAUCGGGCCCUCACUUCCUGUCAGGUUAAUUGUGGAUGCAGGGCAUGGCCAUCCUCUUCAGUGAGACCCUGUCCCUGCCCUGCAGAUGGCUAGUUUAGAGUAGGACAUGGGCUGACCCUACAUCCUCAGCAGGGCUACUCUGUCCUCAUCAGAGACCAGGAUGCCUUUUUGUUUCAGCCCUGCAGAGUAGGUUUCCAUGUUCCUAGCCAUCAAACACUUCUUUGUAUUUUAUUAUUAUUCCCAUAUGAGGACUUGAUUCUUUGAAAGAUCUGUGUUUGCCAAACAUUUAUUAAAUAAUGGUGAAUUUGUCUUCUCACUUGGUUUUUUGCUCAUCAGAGGCAUAAAACAUCACUGAGCCAUCUCCCAGAGUGAGCGCCCAAAUGCCAGCACCUCUGCUUCAUUACCCCAUGAGGCAGCCUUCCAGCUCCCCUCCCUCCAACUCAGUGGCUGUGGCACGGGCAUCUGCACUGACCUCACCAGGGCCACACAGGUAACAGUAGCGUGAAUGCAGGUCUCACUUCUCACUCAGGAAUCCACGCAGUCACCAUGCUGUUUUGCUGGCUCUCAGCAGAGAAUAAUGUUCAAAUGGUAUAAACCCAGCCGACAACAAAACAAAUAUUUAGUCCGUGGGCUUGUUCACAAUUUUGGAGUGAUGGGAGAUGCUUAUGAAAUACUAUAAAUAGCUUGGAGAUUUCUUCAGAGAAUUCUUACAAGUCAGGCCUGCUUCAUCUGCACCUCUCCUGGAAUCAGUAUCUCAGUGGUGUGCUCAGCCCUGGGCAGCAUCCGGGGAGCAGAAGGUAGAGCAAGGCCAAGGUCUGUGGGGCCCUCAAGGGUGGAAUGAGGAUACUGAAGACACUGGGAGGAGACCCACUGUCCAUAAGGAAGAACAUUCCAGGAACCAGAGCCCCCUGGGAGGGCAAGCAUCGCCAAGAUGGGGACCCUGAAGGUGGGUGAGCCUGUGCCAGGGCAGCUGAGGGGGAUCUGGACCUUGGAUGAGGAUCAAACCACAAAAGGGGCUUCCCAAAUGACCAAUUAUGCAAGUGACGUGAGAAAAAAGAAUAUGAGGUAAUGAGUUUUCUUGACAUGAAAUACGUUCAUUUACUUAAUUCUGAUGCAAGCUCCCGCCCCCAACUUUGGGAGAGGGGUGGUAGAAAUGAUGGUUUUAGUUUUAUUGAUAAGUAAAAUCCAAACAUGAGAAACACUGUGUUAGGUCACUUUUGAGGCCUGUUCCAGCCCUGUAAUUCUAUACAAAUCUAUAAAAGAAGGGGACUAAGUCCUCAUUAAGUUAAAAAAACGAAAUUGCCUGGUAACCUAGUAAUUCCUUUCCUGGGUAUUCCCAAAGAAUUGAAAACCAGGUUUUCCUGCAACAGCAUGUACGUGGAUGGCUAUUUGUAGUGCUGUUCAUGGUAACACAAAGUGGCAGCAAUCCAGAUACCUUCAGGGGGUGGAUAGAUAAGUAAACUGGCCUGUGCACAUGGUGGAAUGUUAUUUAGCCAUAAAAAAGAGUGAGAUUCUGAUCUUUACAACAUGCAGGAAUCAUGCAAAUAUACUAAGUGAAAGGAGCCAGACACAGCAGGCUGCAUGUUCUAUGACUCUACUUGCAUGAAAUGUAGAGACAAAAGCUGUUUCAUGGGUGGUGGGGCUUGGAGACAGGAGCGUGCAGCUCAAUGAGAAGGGGUUUAGCUUUGGGAUGAUGAAAAAGUUCUGGAACUAAAUAGUGCUGGUUGUAUAUUGUGAUAACUUUCAUGCCUCGAAAAUGUACUUUAAAAUGAUUAAAAUGUAAGUUUUGUAUUACAUAUUAUUGUAUCGUGAUAUAGAACUGCAUCAUAGUACAGUAAUAUGAUACCUAUUAUUGAUACAUAUAUUAUCAAUAAUAUGGUAAUACCUAUAUUAUCGUGAUACAAUAAUAU